Molecule: messenger RNA, 2008 nt
Organism: Anopheles stephensi (Asian malaria mosquito)
Lineage: Eukaryota; Metazoa; Arthropoda; Insecta; Diptera; Culicidae
Gene: prtp
Product: thioredoxin domain-containing protein 5 homolog
Exons: 2
Coding region: 463-1725 (420 amino acids)
Biological process (GO): protein folding
Cellular component (GO): endoplasmic reticulum
Molecular function (GO): protein disulfide isomerase activity
Source: RefSeq, a predicted model, not a curated record
ACGCAAACGCGCACAGGUGCUUCCUGACAGUUCUCGAGCCGCUAGUGCUGUCAAAAAACACUCGAACCCGUUUUUUGGUCGACGCGGUCCCCUGGAUUCCCUAUUCCCUAUUUCGGCACCAGCCAAAGGAGGCUGUGCAGUUUACGUUUCCAUCGCGGGCGUUGUGUGCGUGCGUGUGGGCGCAUUCGUGAUAAGCGGCAGUCCGUGGUCAGCCACAAUCCGAAAGCCUGCAGCAAUCAAACAACAGACAACAAGUCAAGUGGUUGUGUGAUAAAUCGCCCCCAAAACAUACACGGCACACCAAUCCCGGCCGUGUAAAAGAGACAGGGACAGUGUGUGUGUGUGCACCCGGGGAACGAAGAAAGAUAAGCAGCACGACACUUACACACGCAUUCAGCCGAACAGACACACGGCUUUUGGGGUGCUGCUGCUGCUGGUUGCCAGAGAACUCAGUAAAAUAAAAUGGCCGGAACGCAACGAACCGUCACCGUAAUGGUGGGCCUCCUGCUGGCCACGCUGGCCAGCGGACACUCGGAUACGACCAGCGUACAUCUGACGAAGGACAACUUUCAGACGGAGAUCGAUGGUGCCAACUACUUCGUCAUGUUCUACGCACCAUGGUGCGACUACUGCAAGAAGCUGGCCCCGACCUGGGCCUCCCUAGCCGAGGCCCGCAACGGUGAUGCGGACGGGCUGGUAAAGAUUGGCCGGGUCGACUGUACGACCGAUGGGGAUCUCUGCACGCAGCACGACAUCACCGGCUACCCGAUGCUGAAGUUGUUCCGCAAGGGUGCAGCGACCGGUGACGGUGGCACCAAGUACCGUGGCGGACGCGAUCUGGCCCAGUUUAAUGCGUUCCUGGACGAGCAGCUGGCGACGGUGGCCGGUGAGGGUGCGAAGGAUGGGGAGGAUGGUUCGCAGGAAGACUUGCCGGAUGCACCGCCGACCCCGGUCUCACCGCUUACCGAGCUGACCGAGGACACGUUCGCGAAGCACGUCUCGAGCGGGAAACACUUUGUGAAGUUCUACGCCCCUUGGUGUGGACACUGCACGAAGCUGGCACCGACCUGGGAGGAGCUAGCCCGCAGCUUGGAACACGAGCGCGAUAUCCGCGUGUCGAAGAUUGACUGCACCCAGUACCGGCCCAUCUGUACGGACUUUGAGGUUAAGGGCUAUCCGACGCUGCUCUGGAUCGAGGAUGGCAAGAAGAUCGAGAAGUACACGGGACCUCGCACUCAUGCCGACCUGAAGCAGUACGUGUCCCGGAUGGCCGGUGGACUGAAGGAGGACGAACAGCAGGCAGAGCAGCAGGGUGAUAAGAAGAAGGAGGAAGGCACACUCGAGGCUGGUGCCGAGCGGGAUGACAAUCGGUCGGUGGUGGUGCAGCUGAGCGAAGGCGAUUUUACGCACGCCAUCGCAAAGGGUGUGACGGUGGUGAAGUUCUAUGCGCCCUGGUGCGGACACUGUAUGAGGCUCGCGCCGACCUGGGAACAGCUGGCGGAGAAGCUGGCCGCCCGGGACGAUGUGAAGAUUGCGAAGGUGGACUGUACGGUGGACGCGAACAAGGAGCUGUGCGGCGAGCAGGAGGUGAACGGGUAUCCGACCGUCUUUCUGUACCGUGAGGGUGAGAAGGUGACCGAGUACUUCGGCCACCGGUCGCUGGACGAUUUGCACGAGUUUGUGAUGCAGCAUCUGCAGGACCAUGGAUCGCACGAUGAGCUGUAGACAGACUGGCGUCCGGUUCCCCGGUCGUAAUGCCGUUCCGUUUUGUUGCAUUUAAUUGUAAUGUCGUGUCGAGUCAACUGUAAGGUUGAGAAGAGCCCUAUUUUGGAAAUUGAGUGUGGGUUUUAGGGUGGAAAGCAGGAGAAAGUCUUCAAAAUUCAACGGAAUAGUUUUUUUUCACACAAGGUUGCACACCGCCGAGGGUCACUGGUGAGAGAAAGGGAGAAAUACAUUACAAAGAAAUAUACAUUGCGGGUGACGGCUAUCAAAACCACCACCAACUAUA